AGGGUUGAAAUGCCCUGCUGUGAUUGGUCAGGAUGGAGCUCAUUGUUAUGCUGUCAAUCCAAAUCACAUGGCAAUCCACUAUUAACAGCUGAGGUUGGCGGAUAAGUUUUCAGAGUUCACUCAAGACCCGUGUGAGGUGGAGCAAGCAAGUGAACAGAAAAGAGUGGCGAGAACAGGCGGACGGUAGCAAGUGCAAGCUUUGGCUUAAACUGCAACUUUGAACAUUUUAGUUUCGGUUGUUUACGAACACUACCUCUCCCUUAUUUUAUUUUCAUCCUGUCUUUUUUCGUGGUAGAACUGAGCACUCUAAAGGCAGUUGAAUGUAUAGCAUGAUGGAAACCGAGAUUAAAAGUCCGCUUCCGCAGUCCAAUACGGGCUCGGGCGGCAACAAUGGUAAGAACAACAGUGCCAACGACCAGGACCGCGUGAAGCGGCCCAUGAACGCCUUCAUGGUAUGGUCCAGGGGCCAGCGAAGGAAGAUGGCUCAGGAGAAUCCUAAAAUGCACAACUCGGAGAUCAGCAAGCGUCUUGGGGCUGAUUGGAAACUGUUGACCGACGCAGAGAAGCGACCCUUCAUUGACGAAGCAAAGCGCCUGCGAGCCAUGCACAUGAAGGAGCAUCCGGAUUAUAAAUACCGACCCCGCAGGAAGACUAAGACCUUGCUCAAGAAGGACAAGUACUCCUUGCCUGGGGGACUACUGGCGCCUGGAACCAAUGCUGUCAACAACACGGUCUCCGUCGGACAGAGGAUGGACAGCUACGCACACAUGAACGGAUGGACCAACAGCGCCUAUUCCCUCAUGCAGGAUCAGUUGGGAUACCCUCAGCAUCCCAGCAUGAACAGUCCACAAAUUCAGCAAAUGCACCGGUACGAGAUGGCCGGGCUCCAGUACCCCAUGAUGUCAACCGCCCAGACCUACAUGAAUGCCGCAUCCACUUACAGCAUGUCUCCGGCGUAUACACAGCAGACCACCAGCGCGAUGGGCUUGGGUUCUAUGGCGUCCGUGUGCAAGACCGAAACCAGCUCGCCUCCUCCGGCCAUCACUUCGCACUCCCAAAGAGCGUGUUUGGGGGACCUGAGGGAUAUGAUAAGCAUGUACCUUCCUCCCGGGGGAGACGGAGCGGAUCACUCCACUCUGCAGGCCAGUAGGUUACACAGUGUUCAUCAGCACUAUCAAAGCGCCGGGACUGGAGUGAACGGAACGCUACCCCUCACCCACAUUUGAAAAGACUUGAGUGUUAAGUACUUCGGAUACUUGAACAUUGAGCUCUGAAAUUUUAACAAUAUUCGGAGGUUUACGCAUUGCUUUUUAAGAAAUGCAUUUUUUUUUUCAUCUCAUACUGAGUUGUCCAUUUUAAGAGUUUUUAAAAUGACAUAUCUUGGACUAAGACUCAUUUGCAUUUGAAGAGCCUUUUAUCAUGAGCGUUUAUAAGAAAUCUACUUGUGUAGAAGAAUUGGGACACUUCAUUUUAAUUCCUCACACGAGAAAAGUGUUGCUCCAGAAAGACUUGUCAACGGAGAGGGAAAUUACACUAUCACAAGUCAAUGUUUACACUUAAAUUGUAGUGUCAAGGUUUGUGCUGGCUGUCCAAUUUGUGUACAGGUUUUUCUUUUUCUUUUUUUUCAUGAGCUUAAUAGGUUGUAAUGAGACUGUGCGGGUCGCAAGCGCAAGUUUAUUUAUAGUAAGUUGUAUUUUACUUUUCUUCAUGAAGCUUGUGAACCUCUGUACGUUUGACAUGUUCUUUCUUGGUUUGUGAGUUUUUCUGUAAUAUGUUUUGACAGUAUCAGGUUAACUAAUACCACUGGCAGAGAGUACUAUUUAAACUGUUUCUACAGAUUAAGGUCAUUCUCUAUUCCAAAAGGACGAAUAAAUUUGUACAAAACGCAA
Molecule: messenger RNA, 1889 nt
Organism: Conger conger (European conger)
Lineage: Eukaryota; Metazoa; Chordata; Actinopteri; Anguilliformes; Congridae
Product: transcription factor Sox-3
Exons: 1
Coding region: 321-1226 (301 amino acids)
Biological process (GO): anatomical structure morphogenesis; regulation of DNA-templated transcription; cell differentiation
Molecular function (GO): DNA-binding transcription factor activity, RNA polymerase II-specific; RNA polymerase II cis-regulatory region sequence-specific DNA binding
Source: RefSeq, a predicted model, not a curated record